AUGACUGCUGCUCUGCUGGCACUAGAAUCUCUUGAGUCAAACUCAAAACUAGUCCAAAACUGUAAAUCAAACCUAAAUGCACUGGCUAACUCCAACAAAGUCAUACUUAGAUGGGUACCAGGGCACUCCGAGAUUAACGGAAACGAAGUAGCGGAUGAACUUGCUAGGAAGGGCGCAGACACACCCCUGGUCGGCCCAGAACCGUCUUGUGGAAUCACAAAACGGGACGCAUAUUCUCUGCUCAACAACAUAGAGAAAACGAGAGCAAUCGAUUGGUGGAAGCUCGUCAAAGGACAAGAACACUCAAAAGCUCUAAUCAAAGGGUUCAACAGCAAAACUGCUAAGGAGCUUCUAGGGCUCAAAAGACACAAAACUUGCGCGGUGACUAGAAUUUUGACUGGACACUGCAAGUUGAACAAACACAUGUUCCAAAUAGGGAAAAAACAAGCUGCGACAUGCAGGUUCUGCCAGGAGUCAGAGGAGACUGCUAUGCACAUUCUCUGUUCCUGCGGACCACUAAUGUCCAAAAGAAGUACCUACCUAGGACGACACAUACCCUAUGAGGUACAGAGCAUUACGGCCCAAAGAAUCUGGAAUUUCCUGGAUUCAACGGGCAUUAGUAGUGAACUUUAAAGGGCCGUCACAAUAGAUCACAGCUUGGUCGAAGUGGCAUCCAAAGGCCCACAACACCCCCAAUAAUAAUAA
Cydia amplana is the source of this 705-nucleotide messenger RNA. RefSeq lists its product as uncharacterized. Lineage: Eukaryota; Metazoa; Arthropoda; Insecta; Lepidoptera; Tortricidae. The record is from RefSeq and is a predicted model, not a curated record. Gene Ontology annotation, molecular function: RNA-DNA hybrid ribonuclease activity; nucleic acid binding. Bases 1 to 633 code for a protein of 210 amino acids. The transcript is spliced from 2 exons.